UGUGUGUUUUGGUUGGAGAGAGAGAGAAGACAACAAGAAGAAAAGCAAGCAAGAAGCGAGCGCGAUGAGCAAGGAGCUGUUUGUUGCGCUUGACAAGGCAGUCAAGUCGUCCAACAACAAGAAGAUCAUCGCCGCUGCAGACAAGGUGCUGCAAGCGCUUCCUGAUGAUGCGGAUGCCGUCAAGUGCAAGGUCAUUGCCCAGCUGCGCUCGAACCAAUACGCUGAGGCCAUCCAGACCAUCUCCAACUCCGAGCAUGCUGGUGCGCUGGAGUAUGAGCACGCAUACGCGCUGUUCCGCAAGCAGGACUACGUCGACUGCCUUCGCGUCAUCGAAGGAGCAGAGGAGGAUUCCUUCCGCAUGAAGGAGCUCAAGGCACAGGCGCUGUACCGUCUGGAGCGGUUUGACGAAGCCAUCGAACUGUACCACGAGCUCCUGAACGAGAAGCCGUGUAUGGAGCGCCGGACCAACCUGGUCGCCUGCUAUGCCGGCGCCACGUUCGCUGACCCCGAGAAGGAGACGCCGAGCGAGGUGAUGCAGGCUGAGGACGAUGCGUUUGAGCACACGUACAACCGCUCGCUCGUGGCUACCGCCCAGCACCGCAUCCCAACAGCGGCAACGCUCGUCAAGCAAGCACAGCAGCAGUGCGUCGACAUGCUCAAGGAGGACGACCCCGACAUUACGCAAGAGGAGAUUGACCAGGAGCUCGCCCUUCUCAAGGUGCAGGAGGGAGUGAUCCUGCAGCAGCAAGGGGAGGAGGAGAGGGCGAAGCGCAUUUAUCUCGACGUGAUCCGCUUCAACCAGGACAGCACCACAAUCGUCGCCGUCGCUUCAAACAACAUCGUCGCCGUCAACAAGGACCGGGAUGUGUUCAACUCCAAACAUCGCAUGCGCGCAACGCGCGCUGAGGGCCUUGAUAAGAAGUUGUGGAGCACGCAAAAGAUGAUCAUUGCCUUCAACCAGUGUCUGCUCCUGCUGCACAGCAACGCCAUUGCCAAGUGUCGCGAUGCCUGCGCUGACCUCCGCAAGCAGUACCCAUCAAGUACGGUGCCAUCGCUGAUUGAGGCGUACACGUAUCUGAAGGAGCGGAAGGUGAAGAACAAAGCGGAGCGGCUGCAGGCGCUGUGCGACGAACACCCGAACGACGAAAUCCUCGCCCUCGUCCUUGCUCACGAAUACGCCCGCCACGGCGAUUAUCCCCACGCCCUUUCGGCCCUGCAGCGUGUGUCCACACUCGCCUUCAAGCCCGCAUACGUCGGUUACGCCGUUGCGCUGUGCCGACGCCUGCACCGCCCAGAUGUCGCAACAGAACAACUCGACAGCGCAAUCGCACACUGGAAGAAGCAGCAGGCUGAAGGGAGCGAGGAGACGUUGCAGUCGCUGCUUCGUCUGCGCGGCGAGCUGCUACUGCAACAGCGCAAGUACAGCGCCGCCGUCAACGCGUUCCAGGACCUGAUUGACGCCGAUCCAGAGGAUAUGCGCGCUGUUGCCUCCCUCAUCGUCGCCCUCGCACAAGUCGACAUUGAGAAGGCCGAGCAGGUUGCCUCGUCCAUGCCGCCGCUCGAGAUGAACGAGGACGAGCCGUUGAACGUGGACGAGCUGGAGCAGGCCAGGAAGCUUCGCGUCGCCAAGACGUCGCGUCGAGCCCCGCUGGACAAGUUGGCUGAAGCGCUGGCGUCCAACACGGCAGCAGCCCCGGCCCCGGCAGCCGCCAAGCCAAAGCGCCGCCGCAAGCGCAAGGGCAAGCUGCCGAAGAAUGCGGAGGAGGGCGUGGAGCCUGACCCGAACCGCUGGCUGCCAAAGUGGCAGCGAAAGGGCGGAAAGGGGAAGAAGAAGAACAAGAAGAAGGGGGGCGCUGUUAAGCACGGCACCCAGGGCGCUGCGACAGAGGCAGAGAUGGCCAAACUGGACGCGUCGCUGCUGCCGGAUGCCCCGCCGCCCAAGACGGCAUCAGCGUCCCGUGCUGUUGGCAAAGGAAAGCCCCGCAAGAAGAAGGGCGGCAGGCGCCGCUGAUGGUGUUGCUGAUGAUGGUGGCGGUGCUUGUGUUGCGGUUGUUGCUGUUGCUGUUCGUCUGUGUCAUAUGGCCACCACCUUCUGGAGUGGUGAGCUUGAUGUUGGCAUGUGUCUUGAUCGACAAGUGUCGUGUCGUGCGUGUGUGAUGACAGCACAGUACAGCGUCUUUGGGUA
Salpingoeca rosetta is the source of this 2185-nucleotide messenger RNA. RefSeq lists its product as uncharacterized. Lineage: Eukaryota; Choanoflagellata; Craspedida; Salpingoecidae. Gene Ontology annotation, biological process: SRP-dependent cotranslational protein targeting to membrane. The transcript has 18 exons. Bases 65 to 2011 code for a protein of 648 amino acids. Gene Ontology annotation, cellular component: signal recognition particle, endoplasmic reticulum targeting. Gene Ontology annotation, molecular function: 7S RNA binding; protein binding; ribosome binding. The record is from RefSeq and is a predicted model, not a curated record.